Ochotona curzoniae (black-lipped pika) is the source of this 1578-nucleotide messenger RNA. RefSeq names its product LysM domain containing 4 (gene LYSMD4). Bases 223 to 1062 code for a protein of 279 amino acids. The transcript is spliced from 3 exons. NCBI's taxonomy places the organism in Eukaryota, Metazoa, Chordata, Mammalia, Lagomorpha, Ochotonidae. The record is from RefSeq and is a predicted model, not a curated record.
GAAGGGGGUCUGGCUGGGAUGCCUGCCGACUCCCGCGGAACCACGGCCAGGCCUAGGUUGGCCCAGCCUGGCCCAGCCAGGGCUGGCGGCGUGGCGGUGGGCUGCCACUGGACGGUCUGCUAGGCGAACCUGCGGCGGCCUCGUUUGAGGAGGGUUGGUCCUGGGCUGUUUGCGGUCGGAGGUCAAGCCUUGUUGGAAUGUCGGGGCUCCACAGUUCAGAAGAUGAGGCAGAAGGAAGUGUCGGCCAAGCCCUUCCAAGGCCCCGCGCUGGUGUGCAGGACCCCGACCAGCCACGUGUACAUGUUUGAGAAUGGCGAUGAUGCGGGGAACUCCUCUGAGGACGAGCCCCCACUGGCCCUGCGGCCCCGGGGCAAGGAGCGCCGGAAAAUGGGAGCCCAGCAGCCUGGAGCCGGGGAAGUGGUGCUGCUUCAGCGGGAGCUGACACAGGGAGACAGUCUCAACAAGCUGGCCCUUCAGUAUGGCUGCCAAGUUGCAGACAUCAAGAAAGUCAACAACUUCAUGAGAGAGCAGGACUUAUAUGCGCUGAAAUCUAUUAAGAUUCCCGUGAGAAAGCACGGGAUCCUAACAGAGGCUCAGGCAGAACUAAAGCCCCUUGCAAACCCUCCCUCAGAGACGGGGAUGACCUCUGUGGAGUUGCCAGGUGUGGACGGAGCAGCCACCUGUGCCGACACCGAGGACAGCCAACUGGCAGACUUCUUUAAGGGGAUCGACCAGAACAUCGAGCGUGCCGUGCAGUCCGAAGUCUUCCUAGGUGACAAUGACUGCUGGGAGACCCCCGGUCAGCCCCUGCUCCCAGCUCCCCCGCGGACACCGGCGAAUGGGGCAGACUGUGGAAUCCAGUGGUGGAAUGCUGUUCUCAUCAUGCUCCUCAUUGGGAUUGUUCUGCCAGUGUUUUAUUUGGUCUACUUUAAAAUACAGACUUCUGGUGAGACCCCAAGUACCUUGAACACAACUGCUCCCAAUGGCUCAGUGGACUUGAGUGCCGCUCAAGGGCUGUCACCCAGGCCAGUAGUUCCAGUGCCAACCAUCCCCUCUGGAUAACCAGUUAAGUCCAGCCACCCAGUGAGGCCAAUAAGUUUGGUUUGUGAGAAAUCAGCCCGAUAGGUUCCUGACAUGCACCAACUCCCCGGCACGACCUAGGUAACAGUGUCCCUUUGGCCUGCUGGAUGUUUGGACACGUUUCCAAAGUCACUGUCAUGUUGGCCUCCACGCUGGCCCUGGGGAGUGGCUUUGUCAUUCCAAGGCUGCAGGAUCCAAACACCAGUUCACUUAGCCUUUAUCUCUGGUGAGAAGCAGCAAGAUGUGUCUGCAUGUGGCAGAUGGCUGUGUCCUAAAGACAUCUAGAGGACUGGCUGUGAGGGUCUUCACAGUAGCAUUGUGGAGGCCCCCAUGUUUAGUGUACCCCAAGGGAGAGGAAUGGCCUUGGCCAAGAGACCUGCCACAUGGAGCAUUGCCAACGGUUGACCUGCCUUCCUUAUGCAGUGUCCCCUGCUUGCUGUGAAUUGGGGACUGGCUCUGAGAAGUGGUCUUCUGUGUUUCUGUAGGACAAGCACUGUG